CCACUUAAAUGGCGCGCGCGUAAUUGCUCCAGAUGGGCGUAUUACGCAGAUGGGCAUGGCAAUAUUCCGCGCAUGCGUAAUUCCGCGUACUACCACAAUACCACGCGGCGCGCAAAGUGUUAAGAAAUGGGAUAUGCUUCAAUAACCAAUGCAUUGACGUUACCAAGACGGGCGAUUUUUGUGAAAGCCUGGCUCUUUAAUGAAGGAAAUGGGAAGCUUAGUGGAGAGAAUGGAAAACACCAACCUGAAGUGUAUAAUGCCUAAUUGGCUUUCAAAUACGGUUAAAUUUUCUGCCGUAAGACACAGGAUAUGACAUUAUCUGUAGUAUAUUAUUUGAAAUAUUUGCCGUGCACACCAAUAAAGGUGCAAAGUGAAAAACAGAAAAAGAGAGGAAAAUUAUAGAGUGGCAGCCAUAAGAACAGCAUAAGGAUCUAGUAUAAUUAGGCAGUAGUAUAAAGGCAGCACAGAGCAGACCAGUGGCCAGCUGGACUCUUUCCCAUCGCCAACCAGGGCUUACUGGCUCCUGGACUGGCCAGUGGUCUACUCAGUAGUAAAAUGGAAUCAUAAUCAUUCAGCAUGUAUGGUAGAUUCUAAAGGGGAAUUAAAACCAAAACACUGACGAAUAUCGCCAUUAAGAGAUGCAUAAAUAGUAUCAUUGUCAGAUUAAAAAUACAUGAAAUUAUAGCCUGUAAAAGUGAAUGCAAGAGAUGAAGAGGUAGAAAAACAGCUUUGAAGAAGACAUAGCAGAUGAGUACUGGGAGUCGUAUAGCAGGAGACAAUGACGAAUAGUGCUGUGAGAUUGCCGUGGCAACUUACAGAUUCUACGUAGUAAAUGAUUGAUCGCAACUUGAAUAAUAUCUAAAUCAGGUGAGGAGAGGGACCAGGGACUGGAACCAUACAGAGACAGACAAAACAAUUUCAUAAGAAAACACUUUACAGAAGGAUGCACGCACUUGAACGUGCUCAAUUAAUAGUUAAGAGUUAAUGCAUUGCAAUAGAGGAUUUCAGUGGUAAUCAACGAGAUGUGGUAAAAAGUGGUAUCCACUGUAUUAGGUCGGCCUCGUACUCGUCCUCAACGUGAACGGUGUGAGUGGCACUACCACCUUGGUGGAGUCAGACACUGUAGAGUUCCUCUCGGUGCUGAGCUUAAAGAAGUUUUAGAGGUGGCUUAUGUAAGUCGUGUUAUGUCAAAGAAUUUCAGAAAGGAAGGCCAACCAGAGAAGGAAAGACUUGCUAAAAUAACAGGAAUGGAUAUUGACAAAGUUCAAGAAUGGUUUAAAAACCGCCGUAAAAAAGAUAGACUGUUACAGGAAAGAGCAAUGGGAAGAAAUCUACCCAAGUGCCACCGCAGUCGCAAGUCUACCACAUCUGAAACUACUGUGACAGAGCCAAACAUUAUGCCUCUAUGAAUGCAUGUUUGCUUUUGGUGAGCGUAGAAGAGUUCUACAUUUUGUUAUAUCUUUUCCUCUGUCACUCUAUCUAAGUGGAAAUAUCAAAUAAAGUGGGAUAUAGGGAUGGCUUGAAGCACCAAGAAUAAAGAAACA
Molecule: messenger RNA, 1544 nt
Organism: Geodia barretti
Lineage: Eukaryota; Metazoa; Porifera; Demospongiae; Tetractinellida; Geodiidae
Source: the annotation of a GenBank genome assembly